CCUCGGUCCGCUGCUGCUGCUCUGUGUUGUGCUGGGCUGGGCUGGGUUGAGACGUGGUGAGCAGACCGGUGCGAGAAACACACCACCACACCUCUCACCGGUCUGCUUUCGACUUUCAACAGCCAAUACUUUGAUCAACAGACCUCGUUUUAGCAGCUGCAGGCAACAAGUGGCUCAUCAAAAUGGUCUGGAUGCUCACCUUCUCACUUCUACUAACUGUGCAUGUCAUAUUUUUAACUCUGAUUCCUGUGAGUGCCGAGGAGGAGACCAGAGAAUGCAGAGAACAGGAGUACAAGGACCGGUUUGGGAACUGUAAACCCUGCAAGCAGUGUGAUGCAGGACAGGAGCUAUCAAAGGCCUCUAUAGUGUCAGCAAAGGCUUUCCUCUCUGGCAGCAGCUAUGCACCUACUUUUGCAAGUGUAGGCAGUGAUGUAAAGGAAUGUGGCUUUGGUUAUGGAGAGGAUGCCCAGUGUGUGCCCUGCCGGAGCAGUCGCUUCAAAGAGGACCGGAGCCUGCAGAAGUGCAAACCCUGCCUGGACUGUGGACUCAUCAACCGUUUCCAGAAGGGCAACUGUUCCACCACCAGCAACGCCGUGUGUGGCGACUGUCUGCCGGGAUAUUACAGGAAGACAAAAUUAAGUGGUUUCCAAGACAUGGAGUGUAUACCCUGUGGGGACCCUCCACCUCCUUAUGAGCCUCACUGCAGCGGGCGUGUGAACCUGGUGCCGCUGCCCUCGGUGGUGACCAGCCCGCGGGACAUGGCCCUGGCCGCAGUCAUCUGCAGCGCUCUGGCCACCGUGCUGCUGGCCCUGCUGGUCCUGUGUGUCAUCUACUGCAAGAGACAGCUGCUGGAGAAGAAGCCCAGCGCGGCCUCUCUGAGGUCCCAGGAUUGUCCCUAUAGUGGAGCAGAGCUGUCCUGCCUGGACCCACGCUGGCUCCACGACUUUCCCCAGAGACCCUGCUGCCAGUGCCACCUGGGCCCCGGGCACACCUGUGGUCCAGUCCACCUGAUCCCAUCUCUGUGCUGUGAUGAGAGCUGCAGUCAGGGCCGCAGCCGGGAAAACAGUCCCUUCCAGUCCCAGAUGAGCCUCAGUGACGGAAAUACAAACCAGGAUGUGGAAGGCACCCCGAUGCAGCUGGAAGGACGUCCGGAGUCUGUCUGCAAAGAGGGUUCAGAGCCUGCAGAGUGUUUGGGGCUGCUUCAGUGCAACGCUGAACCUGCAGGGAGACUGGAGGUGGAAGAAGAGGAGCAGGAGGAAGAGGAAGGGUGCAGGUCAAGGGAGAAUUCACCUGAGAGGACCAGGCAGAGCUACAGUGACGGUGUGACAGAUGCACUUCUUCCCAAACAGCACUCAUCAAGUCAGCAAGGUUAGGAUGACAAGGAUUUCUUUGGCUUGUGUUCCACCCUUGAACCACCCUGGACUCAAGAGCAGCCGCGGACCAGAUCCUGCAUCAGAUUAUUCACUAGUCCCCCCCCCAACACAGAUGAGCGGCAGCCACUCAAGUGUGGUUGCACCGCCUCUUUGAAAUGCCUGCUGCUGACCUCAGAGCCCAAGGGUCCAAACAGAAUAUGUACAUACAUGCAAACAAAAGCACUGCUGAGGAUAAGCAACACGAGGGCAAAGGCAUAGAAACACACACACACACACACACACAGAAUGUGAACUCACUGGCCCAGAAGGUGAAAUCGAAUGAAGUUCAAACGUCGAGGAGUAUUGACUUGAUACCGCGGAGCAAAGUGAAUCAAAGUGAGCCUCUGCUCUGCCUUGAGAAUGUGUCGCAUCUUCACAUGUAGGAGAACGUAAACUGUACCGCUGAUCUAGCAGCUGGUGUUAUGAAGCUUUUGUGUGUAAAGGUAACAGUUGUAAAAAUUUGAGGUGUGAAGAAAAGUAUCAAAAGUGAUUUAUAUUGCACAUUGAAGACAAUCUUGAUAAUAUGGAGCAUGUUAAGACGAGGAAUGUUUAAGUGAUAAAUGUGUUGUAGAUACUGUAAAAUAUGAAACAGGUCAAUAUUUUUGUAACAUAGACAUGACUGACAAUAUGUUUGCUUUUCUUCCCCCAGUUAUAGUGUUGAUGGAUGGUUGUGAAUGGUCACUUCCAUGUGUUUCUUUUGUAAAUAAACCACUUGAACAAG
This is a messenger RNA of Siniperca chuatsi (mandarin fish), 2133 nucleotides long. RefSeq names its product tumor necrosis factor receptor superfamily, member 19 (gene tnfrsf19). Lineage: Eukaryota; Metazoa; Chordata; Actinopteri; Centrarchiformes; Sinipercidae. The record is from RefSeq and is a predicted model, not a curated record. Gene Ontology annotation, molecular function: protein binding; signaling receptor activity. Gene Ontology annotation, cellular component: plasma membrane. The coding region runs from base 183 to 1373 and encodes 396 amino acids. Gene Ontology annotation, biological process: positive regulation of JNK cascade; positive regulation of canonical NF-kappaB signal transduction. The transcript is spliced from 11 exons.